AUGCCGAAGUUCGACGAGCUCGACAAGCAUCUUACGCUGCACGCUCGCUGGGUUAAGAGUCUGCCGUGGUACCCACCCAUCGCCUCGCCGUCCUCUAUGGGCGCCAAGCAGAUGUUCCACGGCAUCAUUGCCGCUACCCGACCCGAGGACUACCUCCCUCACGACGACGAAGGCUAUAGUGGCAUUUGGGACGAUCCGGUCCGGCACCGCCCUCAGGAGUGCCAUCAGACGCCGCCCAGUGUGACCAUUGCGAUGCGCGGCUCCACCGCAAGUGCGCGCGCGCUUCGGAGGCUCGUGGUCUUUCUGCGACCAGCGACGCUGGGAUGGGACCCACGCUCGGCUACAGGAUAG
This is a messenger RNA of Peniophora sp. CBMAI 1063, 351 nucleotides long. The record is from the annotation of a GenBank genome assembly. NCBI's taxonomy places the organism in Eukaryota, Fungi, Basidiomycota, Agaricomycetes, Russulales, Peniophoraceae.